AUGGCGCUGGCGGAGGCGGGAACCCGCGGGCGGCUGCUGCGCUGGCCCCGCGUCGUCCUCUUCGGGGACUCCAUCACUGAGCACUGCUUCCAGGACCAGGGCUGGGGAGCCACGCUCGCCAACAGGCUCGUCAGAAAAUGUGAUGUUGUAAAUCGUGGCUUCUCAGGGUACAACACGAGAUGGGCUAAACUGAUCCUGCCGAGACUGAUCAGUAAAAGUGCCGGUGCCGAGAGCACUGUGGCCGUUACUAUUUUCUUCGGUGCUAAUGACAGUGCUUUGAAAGAUCUGAAUCCCAAGCAACACGUUCCUUUGGAGGAGUAUGCUGCAAACUUAAAGAGCAUGGUGCAGUACCUGAAAUCAGUAGACAUCACCGAAGACAGGAUUAUUUUGAUAACACCACCUCCUCUUCAGGAGUCGGCUUGGGAGAAGGAGUGUCUUGCCAAAGGUGACAAACUGAAUCGCCGCAAUUCCGUCACUGGGGAAUACGCCAAGGCCUGCGUCCAGGUGGCCAGGGACUGCGGCACCGCGGUUGUGGACCUGUGGACACUGAUGCAAAAAAACCAGGAUUUCUCCUGCUAUUUAUCCGAUGGGCUGCAUUUAUCACCAGAAGGAAAUAACUUCCUAACAGCCCAGCUCUGGGGAUGCCUGGAAAAGCAGGUGUCUGCCCUGCCCUUCCUGCUGCCCUAUUGGCGCGACGUGGACGCCGCCAGCCCCGAGGGCAGCCUGCUGGGAGAGCCCUAGCCAGGUGCAGCGGGCAGGGCCGAACCGGGCCUGAGCAGAGCCGGGCCUGAGCAGAGCCAGGCCUGAGCAGAGCCCUGCACCCCUUCCUGCUUCCAAGACCAGGCAUUUCAGAGAGCUUCCCUGCAGUGACUUCUCUUGUCACGGUUUCACGUGGCUGCCGCUGAACUCCACCUUCCUUAGAAGACGUGGCGGGGAGAGAGAGUCUCUGAUGGACAUGGAAGUAGUAGUAAUAUCAAGUCCAAUUCAUGUCAACCACUUAAUGUCAAGCCAAUUUCUUUGAUUUUAUUGCUGACCACCGCUCAAAGCAAUUACUGGAACUGUGGUGAGGAUUUGCAUAGUGCUAUGCUGUAAUUUUGAGCA
Nothoprocta perdicaria is the source of this 1101-nucleotide messenger RNA. RefSeq names its product isoamyl acetate hydrolyzing esterase 1 (putative) (gene IAH1). The record is from RefSeq and is a predicted model, not a curated record. The transcript is spliced from 6 exons. Bases 1 to 741 code for a protein of 246 amino acids. NCBI's taxonomy places the organism in Eukaryota, Metazoa, Chordata, Aves, Tinamiformes, Tinamidae. Gene Ontology annotation, molecular function: hydrolase activity, acting on ester bonds.